Halichondria panicea is the source of this 1623-nucleotide messenger RNA. RefSeq names its product glycerate kinase-like. Gene Ontology annotation, molecular function: glycerate kinase activity. Bases 87 to 1610 code for a protein of 507 amino acids. NCBI's taxonomy places the organism in Eukaryota, Metazoa, Porifera, Demospongiae, Suberitida, Halichondriidae. The transcript has 5 exons. Gene Ontology annotation, biological process: protein phosphorylation. The record is from RefSeq and is a predicted model, not a curated record. Gene Ontology annotation, cellular component: cytoplasm.
UCUUUACCAAUCCAGCAGCAAUAAAAUCGAGGCAAUAAAAUUGUGUGUUAUCCUGUACGUACACAACAUACCUCAGCUAUGAUAGGAUGAUGAGCCGAGGCUUGAGCACAGCAGUGAAGGGAGCUGGACUGAGAUACUCUCACCUGGAGAAGAUCUACUCUGCAGCCAUUGCAACUGUCUCCCCUAUGAAGCUAAUAUCUGAAGCAUUAGAGUUUGAUAGGGCGACUGAGGUGCUCACUGUUGGCCAUGCGUCUUACCAGCUAAACCGUAAUGUGAAGGUGGUGGCAUUUGGCAAGGCAGUGCUCGGAAUGGUGGCAGCUGUGGAAAAUGUGAUUGGGGAACAUAUUAUCGAGGGUGUGGCUAGUGUUCCCAUAGGGACCAUGAGCACAGCAAUGUCCAACUUCCCACAAUACCUACCUCCUGAAACAAGUAGAAUAAGAAUUCGUGAAGGGGCUCUACACAAUCUCCCUGAUGUAGCGUCUGAGUUGGCAGCUAGAGAGAUACUGAGCUUGGUGAGGAGUGCCAAGGACGAUGAGUUGAUCAUCACUCUGAUAUCUGGUGGUGGGUCUGCUCUUCUGCCCUGUCCUGUCAGUGGGGUCACCCUGGAGGAGAAAAAACAGGUUAUGGAGAGUCUGGUUAAGUGUGGUGCUGACAUCAAUGAGCUAAACAUGUUCAGGAAGGCACUCUCUGAAAUCAAGGGAGGCAAACUAGCUCAAGCAGCUUACCCGUCCAAGCUCGUUGCUCUAAUACUGUCUGAUGUUAUAGGUGACCCACUGGAGACGAUUGCCAGCGGACCCACGGUACCAAAUAACACCCACAAUUGGGAUGUACUCGAUCUCUUGGACAAGUACAAGCUUAGAGAAGAACUUCCAACAUCAAUUAUAACACAUUUGGUUAAAACAGAAGAAGUGAAUAACAAUGUACCCGUUUGUAACGGAGAGUAUAUCAACACACAGAAUGUACUGGUUGGGACAAACAAAAUUGCCACAGCUGCUGCUCUACAAACUGCCCAGGCUCUCGGAUAUUCAAGUCAUGUGUGGUCUCAUUCCAUUCAAGGGGAAGCAAGGAAAAUAGGAGAAAUGUUCGCCUUAGUUGCUCAUAGCCUUUUUUCAGCGAUGAAAGGAGAAUCUUUUCAAUUGCCAGAAGUCUGCUUUGAAAACUGCUCAGAAGAUAUCAGAGACAAUUUGUUAAAUACUUUUUCGUCAAUCCACGAUAAUGUCCAAGGAUGUUGUCAUCAAAUUUGUCUAAUAAGCGGAGGAGAGCCUACAGUGACAGUUAAGGGAGAUGGGAGGGGAGGACGAAAUCAAGAACUAGCACUUGCCUUUGCCAUAAAACUGAACCAACUUCGAACCUCUGUGGAUUCCCACUGCCUCUUUGCCUCUGUAGGUACGGAUGGACAAGAUGGACCUUGCGAUGCGGCAGGGGCAAUUGUGGAUGGCAAUGUUGUUAAUGAUUCGAUGAAACAGAAUUUGGAUCCUGUAAAGUUUCUGGAUGAUAACGAUUCCUUUACAUUCUUCUCAAAACUAAAUGAUGGACAGUAUUUGAUUAGAACUGGACUGACUGGAACUAAUGUUAUGGAUGUACAUGUGCUAUUAUUGAAUAUCUCAUAAACUAUAACUACAA